Molecule: messenger RNA, 1438 nt
Organism: Dendrobium catenatum
Lineage: Eukaryota; Viridiplantae; Streptophyta; Magnoliopsida; Asparagales; Orchidaceae
Product: probable protein S-acyltransferase 14
Exons: 7
Coding region: 132-1085 (317 amino acids)
Biological process (GO): peptidyl-L-cysteine S-palmitoylation; protein targeting to membrane
Cellular component (GO): Golgi apparatus; endoplasmic reticulum
Molecular function (GO): protein-cysteine S-palmitoyltransferase activity
Source: RefSeq, a predicted model, not a curated record
UUUUAUAUUUGCCAGAAAAGGAACCCGCAGCAGGACUUCUUCCACCUCCUCCAGACCUCUUUGGAGGGAGGGUGACUUUCCUUCUUCCUCUCUUUCGAUCAGGGUUCUUCUUCCUCGCGGGCACUGUCGUGAUGCACAGAUCCGGAGCGCUGAUGGCGUGGAAUGUCUUUAAGUUUUGCACGGCCCUUCGUGGCCUUGGGUCAGUGAUGAUUCUGAUGGUCCUCGGCAUCGUCGGCGUGACCUACUACGCCGUCGUGGUCAGCAACUACGGUCCGGCUCUAUUUACCGCCGGAGGGUUCGGUUCUCUGACAGCCCUCGUGGUUCUAGUGCUCUUCCAUGGCCUGUUGGUAAUGCUAUUGUGGAGUUACUUUUCUGUUGUCCUUACGGAUCCUGGCAGUGUUCCACCUAAUUGGAGACCUUCUGUGGAUGAGGAGGUGGGAGAAGGUGCCCCAUUGUCUGCCUCAGACUUCAACAACCCUAUUUUAACUAUGCACCAAUCUACAUUAAUUUCAGACCCUGGAGAUCCAAGGAUCAGGUUUUGUCGGAAGUGUAACCAAUUUAAGCCACCACGGUGUCAUCACUGUUCUGUCUGUGGAAGAUGUGUUCUGAAGAUGGAUCACCACUGUGUGUGGGUUGUCAAUUGUGUUGGAGCAUUAAAUUAUAAGUUCUUUCUUCUCUUUCUAUUCUACACAUUUCUUGAGACAACUUUGGUUACCCUGUCACUGUUACCACAUUUUAUUGCCUUCUUCAACGACGGUGAGAUUCCCGGAACCCCUGGAAUGCUAGCAACAACUUUCCUCACGUUUGUUUUGAAUUUGGCUUUUACGCUGAGUGUUCUGGGGUUUCUGAUCAUGCAUAUAUCUUUGGUGAUGGGUAAUACAACAACCAUUGAGGCUUAUGAAAAGAAAACAACCCCAAAGUGGAGGUAUGACCUGGGAAGGAGGAGGAAUUUUGAACAGGUAUUUGGACUUGACAAGAAACACUGGUUCAUCCCAUCCUACUCAGACGAGGACUUGAGAAGAAUUCCAGCGCUGCAAGGUCUCGAAUAUCCAACAAAGCCAGAUCUAGAUGCACAGGAUUUAUGACUACCAUAUUCUUCCAGUCUGUAACUAUUCAUCCUGUAGGUAAGUUUCACAGCUUUGCUCUCUCAGAUCAACGUCGAACACCUGGAAAUUUAACAAGUCAGCCAUCCCUACACUCCCAUUCUGAUCAUCAAAAAUGCUAAGAGAACAAAGUUUGCUGUAAUAUAAGCAUGAAGUAUAGGGCACUUUUUUUAAUGUUUUGGCCAUUUUAGAGUACUCUGUAGAAUUUUUUUGAUGUUUUGAUUGUGACGGAUGUAUUGAAGGUGCAGUUUGUAGAGUUGCUAAUGUAUCCUGCAACCAUUAGUCAGUAACUGAUGAGCUCGGGGUUUUAGUUCGAAGUUGUAAAAUUUAAUGCA